Molecule: messenger RNA, 2429 nt
Organism: Paecilomyces variotii
Lineage: Eukaryota; Fungi; Ascomycota; Eurotiomycetes; Eurotiales; Thermoascaceae
Exons: 3
Coding region: 214-2319 (701 amino acids)
Biological process (GO): regulation of transcription by RNA polymerase II
Cellular component (GO): nucleus
Molecular function (GO): RNA polymerase II transcription regulatory region sequence-specific DNA binding; DNA-binding transcription factor activity, RNA polymerase II-specific
Source: RefSeq, a predicted model, not a curated record
CGAUAUUUCUCACCGACGGCGCCCAUUCGGUCCUAUCUCUGCCCCUCAGCUGGGCACAACGAACUACCCGAACGGAGCCGUUCCACUUGCCACCACGAGACAAUUGCGAAACGCCCGUUCAUCGUCCUAUGCGUCUAGCUGCCGAAUACUGAGAGAUCAUUUUUAUUGCUCUCCACCCCUGGAUGUUUGGCUUGAGGCAACUUUCCCUCGAAUAUGGAGUUCCCGCGGCUGUCCUCCCCGCCUUCGAUCCACGUCCAUGAUUUCAACAACAGCUAUGACCGCCGCAUGUCCACGGUUAAUUCAUCGUCCCAUCCUGUUGGUGAACAGUCCUUCUCAUCGCCUGGGCCGAUGAGGAUUCCUACCAAGAAUGUGCAGGACUUUGCUCCUCCUCCGCUUCCGCCUCCACCCCAUAUAAACGCCCUGCAAUCGGGUCAUGAUGCUGGCUGGAUUCACGCGAAUUCACCUGGGUUUGGUAGUUUUGGAAAAUUGACCCCAAUUGACCCUGGCUCAAGCCUGUACGGAGGUCAUUCACGCCCAGAACCACUGGCCAGAAGUGACAGAUCAAUGGUGUCUGAACUAGAAAGAACUAGUGGUACACCUCUAUCCAAAAGUCCACAGCCUCCUAUUAAGAUUGACCUUCCUCACCGGACCGAUGAGGGCUUUCGAGGUUCUGUCUCUUCAAGCAUGCCAGGACCAAUUCUCGAAGGUGAGCGGGAUUUCUCUCGCAAGAGCGUGAAAAGCUCUUCAGAUGCAUACGACCAACAUCUCCUCUCGAAAAUCGGAAAACCACACUCUCCAUCACGACACCCCGGUCCUUUGGGUAUAGACGCCCGGAAUUCGUUGACAGCGUUGCCUUUCCAUCCACGGAGUGCGGGAACCCUUCCCUCUCCUGGCGCUCCCGACGGCCCGGGAGGUUCGUUGGAGCUUAGAUGGUAUAAUAACUCCUCUGGAGGUAUUUCACCAGGGACAAAGCUCGGAUGGAAAGACUAUAUGGACUGCCGGAGUCCUAGUGUUGAAAGCAACGCUCCUUUCGGGCUUGACUUUGAGAAUGCUGCUCGUCGAUCUGCUGGUGGUGUGACUCCUCAGUCUGAGGACACGUUCAGUUUACCUAGUCGAUCGAACCGGGGAAGCUAUGACCAAGGCGUCUUUUCGGAUGUGGAGGGCGACUUUUCUGCUGAAGAUUCUACACAAUAUCGGCAGGGCCCCUUGGGAGAACGUACUCCCCCUUAUCUCGACGGGGCGUCAACUCAGUACAAGCAGCAAGGCAUGAAGAGAAGAGCGUCGACAAGCAACGGUGAUCGCCAAAGGCGGACCACAGAACAUCCAUUCACUAAUUCAACUUCUCCUAAUUCCCGCUAUCAAGUCUGUCCCGGAUCACUGUCAUCGGCCUCUUCUGCAAGCCUACGGACCGGCUCCUAUGCUUCAUCCGCUGGAUUGUCAUUGGGAGGCAGCAGUGUAACAAGCAUCUCUUCAUACGAUCGUCUCUCCCCUGGAGGCAUAUCGCCCGGUUCGGAGUUCGAGCAGUACCACGAGAAGACAAUCCUCAAUCCCAGUCCUCCAGCAUCUCUGAUCGGUCAACCGGCUGCCAGAGGUGCCCAGUACUGCGCAGUGUCCGAGGCUCAGAAUGCAGUAACGGCACGGAAGAUGUCCGUACAGACAACGUUGAACGUGUCGAAGCCGACAGGCCCAGGGAUCCAAGGCAUGUUCAUUUGUGACUGCUGCCCAAAGAAACCAAAGAAGUUUAGCAGCCCUGAAGAACUGAGGGCCCACGAGUCAGAGAAGCAAUACUCAUGCCAGUUCUGCAACAACCGGUUCAAGAACAAGAACGAGGCUGAGCGUCAUCAGAAUUCGCUCCAUCUCCGUCGUCAUUCUUGGUCUUGUGCUGCUCUGUCGGGCUACCAAGCUGCUUUUCACUCCUCUAUCUCACCAGCGGCCCAAACCAGUGCUGGUCCCUCCCAUGAUACUUGCGGAUACUGCGGCGAAGACUUCCCUAAUUUCCCGCAACCCGACUGGGACCGCAGAUUUGAGCAUCUGACCAGCGUGCACAAGUUCGGGGAAUGCAACAAUGCCAAGAAGUUCUACCGCGCGGAUCAUUUCCGGCAGCAUCUGAAGCAUAGCCACGCAGGCACCAGCGGGAAGUGGACUAAUAUCCUCGAAAAUGCGUGCAUGAAGGAUGAACCACAGGCUGAGUCCAGACUGGGAAGCAUCAGUGAACAAGGGGGCCGAGGGCCCUCAAGUGUGAACGGAGCCGGUACUACGGUCUCAUCAACAGGAACCCUCAGCUCAAACACCAUCGAUGAAGUAAUGGACGAAUCCUAGAUCAGAUCAUAUUCUUCCCUCAUUCGCAUUUACGGUACCGUUCGACUUUGGGGAAAGGAAACGUUUCACCCCGCAUUUUUUCCUUCUUGGCAGGCGUCUUUCGGCUAUUG